This is a messenger RNA of Solanum pennellii, 619 nucleotides long. RefSeq names its product LYR motif-containing protein At3g19508. The record is from RefSeq and is a predicted model, not a curated record. NCBI's taxonomy places the organism in Eukaryota, Viridiplantae, Streptophyta, Magnoliopsida, Solanales, Solanaceae. The transcript is spliced from 2 exons. Bases 108 to 371 code for a protein of 87 amino acids.
ACGUCAAAGUAUAAAUCUGGACCCGAUCCAUAAGUAAUCAGGACUCGGAAAAGUAUAUGACUGCGCAUUAGAUCGCUUGCAGAACAGGGGAAGACGAUCGGUGCUAAAUGAUUCUUCAAGAAAUGCAGAAAGCUAUAGGUGCUUACAGGGAAGUGCUAAGGCUGGUGAGGCGACUACCGAAGGACUCAAGGCCUUACUACGCAAAAUACGCCCGAGAAAACUUCGUCAACUACAGAGAAAUCGACUCAAAUGAUCCAAAUGCUCUCCAAGAACUCCUUCAACGAACUUACAAUCAUUCCCUCUGGGUCCUCAAAAAGUAUUCAGUAGACCAAUCUGCGGCGGAUCGCUUGAGAAAUAUAUGCUCUGACUGAUGGUUCGUCUUGUCUACCAACUGUUUGUUAUUAGUUCACAAAGAGAUUUGUUUGUUUGUUGCUCUUUAUUUUCUUGCUUCUACUUUGAAUUGUGAUAUUCUGCAAUAGACACUUGGUAUAAAGUUUCUGAUACUUCAUAAUUUUGGGUGUCUGUUAUUAGGAUACCAUAAGUUUACUAUCGGAUACCAGAAAGUAAAUUGUGGAGGUUGAACAACAUUUUAAUAUAAAGACCUAAACAUUUCCUUUUA